Chelonus insularis is the source of this 1930-nucleotide messenger RNA. RefSeq names its product mediator complex subunit 15 (gene MED15). Gene Ontology annotation, biological process: regulation of DNA-templated transcription. Bases 1 to 1899 code for a protein of 632 amino acids. The record is from RefSeq and is a predicted model, not a curated record. Lineage: Eukaryota; Metazoa; Arthropoda; Insecta; Hymenoptera; Braconidae. Gene Ontology annotation, molecular function: transcription coregulator activity. The transcript is spliced from 9 exons.
AUGGCAGCAGAAGAAAAUUCGUGGCGUACUCAAACAUUCAGACAGAGUGUAAUUGCCAAAAUUGAUGAGGCAAUUCAACAAUGCGGAACAACUCCAGCAAAGAAUUCUAUUGAUAUGGAAAACCACGUAUUUUUAAAAGCUAAAUCCAAGGAAGAGUAUCUAAGCUUUGUUGCAAGAUUAAUUUUGCACGUGAGAGAAAUGAAUUCCAAGAAAACAGGGAUGGCACCAGGAGCAGGUGUUGCUACUGGACAAGGAAUUCAAAGUCCUAUGGAUGCUCUCCAAACUCUUGCUCGGCAGGGCACGACUAAUAAUCAAGUGAUGGGAAUGGCUGCUACAGCUCCUAAUCAGCAAGGAAUGAUGCCUCAAACAAUGAAUACUGCUAGUAGUCUACUUCAAAGUUUAAACCAACGACCUAAUCCAGCAAUGAAUAUGCCAAAUAUGCAAAAUAAAUCGCAAGGCAUUGGUAUGAUGUCAGCUCAGACAAGUGGAGGAAUGGGACAUAUGGGACCAAUGCAGGGAAUGCAGUCUGCACCGAUGAUGACUCAGAUGAAUCAAAUAAAUCAAGCAACUAUGCCUCAGCAAAUAAACCAAAUGGGACCUACACAAAUGGGGCAAAUGGGACCAACACAAAUAGCUACAAAUCAAAUGCAACAGAAUAUUACGAACCAAAUUCAAACGCAAAUGCCAGGACAGAUGGGUAAUCAAAUCGGCGGACCAAUGGGUAAUACAAUGCAAACAACUCCUCAAACUAUGAAUCAAAUGGGACCUGGACAAAUGGGUCCAGGACAAAUACCACCUCAAAUGGGUCACAUGCAACGUAAACCAGUUGAAAUGAUAAAUGCUGGUUUUCCUGGACCACGUAAUGUUACACCUAAUCAAUUUUUACGACAAAGUCCAUCACCUUCUGCCCCUAGUCCUGCAAGUCUUGGUGCUCCUACAAAUAAUCAGAUGGUUGCUUCACCAGCACUUGUUCCAUCCCCUAGUCCGCAACAUCCUAUGAUGGCUGGGCAGCGUUCUGUAGGUAUGGCACCUUCUCCAAGCAGUUCUUUGAAUACUCCUAGUGGUAUGGGAGCAACACCAAGUCCUCAAGAUGAACAAGCUUAUAGAGAUAAAGUCCGACAGCUUAGUAAAUAUAUUGAUCCAUUAAGAAGAAUGAUUACUAAAAUGGGAAGUGAAGGAAAUAUUGAUAAACUCAGUAAAAUGAAAAAACUUUUGGAAAUUCUAUCGAAUCCAAUGAAAAGAGUACCUUUAGAAACGAUAAUUAAAUGUGAAGUAGUGCUAGAAAAACUUGAUUUAAAAAGAGGUGAAAGCAGUGUAGGUCCUCUUGGAACAUCCAUGAAAGAACACCAUUUCUUUAGUCCACUGCUGGAAGCUGUUAGUAAUAAUCUCCAAAGCCCAAUGGCGAAUCAUACACUACAGCGAACAUUUGGUCCUUGUCUAGAAGCAUUGUUUGGUCCCGAAAUAAAAAGUUUACCCCAGCCUUUGAAAAAACAGAAGGUCGAGGAAUCUUCCAGUGAAAUCCCAGAAGUUCUUCAAGGAGAAAUCGCUCGUUUAGAUCAACGAUUUAAAGUCAGCUUAGAUCCAGCCCAGCAAAAUGGUUGUAAAUGCAUUCAAUUAAUCUGUUGGCUAGAUGAUCGUCAUCUACCAUGUGUUCCACCUGUCUUAGUUACUGUACCCUCAGAUUAUCCAUUAACUCCUCCUCGCUGUGUUAUGGCACCGCAUGAGUACACAACAGCAUUUUUAAGUGCAGUUCAAAAAGCCCUUAAUGCACGAAUUACAAAACUUCCUCGACGUUAUUCUGUCUCGCAGCUUCUUGAUACCUGGGAAAUGAGUGUACGGCAAGCCAGCGCACCAGUUCAGAAUCCAGUAACUCCUGCGUCUGUUUUAUUAGGAUUAUAGGAAAUAUUGGAUCAGUAACUGAAGAAGAUUU